Molecule: messenger RNA, 1063 nt
Organism: Suillus subalutaceus
Lineage: Eukaryota; Fungi; Basidiomycota; Agaricomycetes; Boletales; Suillaceae
Product: ThuA-like domain-containing protein
Exons: 8
Coding region: 112-864 (250 amino acids)
Source: RefSeq, a predicted model, not a curated record
AGGUUAUCAUACUGAGCAAGGGUAAAAUAAGGCUUAUCUCCUGUGGGAUGCAUUCCUAAAGCAUGAAACCACAAUAUACAUGUGUCCACGCCCUAACCAGACACUUCCACAAUGCCUCCUCGCAUACUCGCCUACUCCGCUACGGCCGGAUUCAGACACGACAGCAUCGAGGCUUCCAUUGAGGCUCUCAAAGCCAAGGAAACUGCCCUCGACGUAAAGUUUGACUUCACGGAGGACAAGUCAAAGUUCACAGAUGAGAACUUAUCUCAAUAUGAUGCCAUCUUAUUCUUGAACAACUCCGGCAUUGUCCUUGAUGAUACAGGGAAGGCCGCUCUACAGAACUAUUUCAAUCUCGGCGGCAACUUCCUUGCUAUUCACUGCGCCGCAGACGCCCUUCGUGAUUCUCCUUUCUUCGGGAGACAGAUUGGUGCCUAUUUCGACUACCACCCUGAGAUCCAGGAUUCAGCUGUGGAUGUCUUGGACAAGACGCACCCUAGUACCGUCAUGCUACCAGAUAAAUGGCGCUUGUUGGACGAGAUGUACAACUUUGAGUCGGACCCUCGUGCCGUCGGGGCCAAGGUCCUUCUGACAGCCGACGAGUCAACCUACCAAGAUCCUCAGGCGAAAGGGAAGACUUUGCGCCAUGGAUCUCCCCACCCAAUUGCUUGGUAUCAGGAACGAGGUGCCGGCGUUGAAAGCUACGGCAUUGCUGGUCGCAGCUGGUUCACUGGGCUCGGUCAUUGUAUCGAAAUAUGGAGCGAUGACCUCUUCUUGGGUCACGUCAUGGGCGGUAUCAAGUGGGUGCUGCAAUCGAAGACCACGAAAGCAUUUAACGCCAACGGCAAUGUCGGUAAUGCGUCCUGAGACCUAAGCAAGAGCAGUGUAUCGAUUAGCGAUGAAAUGUAUACAGCGUGGGAAAUGACAUGUAAAUGCAGAGCGAGAGGAGUGAUUAAGAGGGUGGAAUGGAAUAUGCGUGUUCCCGUUAGAGGGAUAAUCAUUGAGGUCUGCACUCUGGCUCGCCUCCCAUGUUGUUAUCGUCAUAGUCGUCACCGUCUUCGUCCUC